AUGGUUACCCGACGUAUUUCGUCUCAAAGGAAGUGUACGUCGCGAACUAUAGUGUCACGGAUCGCAGGCCCCGUCCUCACUGUAACCAUUUUUGCGUCUUUCAUCGCAUAUGCAUCGCAGCAAGGAUAUAAGUUUAUUUGGACAAACUCGAUCGUCCCACUGCUUUCAGUAGUGGUUGGCCUCAUUCUAGUUUUCCGUAAUGGCACAUCAUACGAUCGCUUUUGGGAGGGGAGAAAAUGUUUUUCUGCUGUCACCUCACUCACUCGCAGUUUUGCCCGGCAAGUGUGGGUGAAUGUAAACCUUCCUCCAACAGACAUGCAACCUCCGGGCUCCAAAGGAAAAACACCCACGACCGAUGUCACUCUCCACCAACUUCGCCGAAGGAAGAUUGAAGCCUUACGUCUUUGUCUCGCUUUCGUAUUUGCCGCUAAACACUACUUACGAGGAGAGGAUGGUAUAAAUUAUACUGACUACCAUGGCGUGCUCCCCAACUCUUUUCUUCACUAUGACGAGAUGUUCAACUCCCACCACACAAAUACGGCCUCUACAUACGCUGCGACAAAAGAUGGCUCAGUUGAUGCAAGUCGCAAGGAUUCAAGCUCGACGCGAAGUGGAAGUUCCACCCCAGAUGCCGCAAGGCCUGAUGCAACCAAGAGAGUCAGGCCAAAGCGCAGCAAGCCGCAACUUGCUAAUCAGUCGACACCCUUAUUGGCUGGAGCCCACCGUAGCGUCGACAUUCCCUAUGCGGAUGAAGCGUCUUUGCCUUUGCCACUUGUAAUCGCACAUGAGCUCUCAAGGAUCAUCUUUCAAUUCAGACGAGAUGGAUUUCUUGAAACUGUUGGGCCAGCUGGCACCAAUGCAUUGACCCAGAUAAUUCAAGGGCUCGUCGAGCAGCUGUCAGCAAUGGAACGAAUUGCCAAUACCCCAAUCCCCAUUUCUUACGGUAUCCAUUUGAAGCAAUGCGUCACUUUGUAUUUAUUUGCGUUGCCGCUCACGCUCGUCAAUGAUUUGGGCUGGGCAUCCGUGCCAAUCGUAACCGUGGUUGCUUUCACCUUCAUGGGCAUUGAAGGUAUUGCCGAGGAGAUCGAGAUGCCUUUUGGCACAGAUGCCCGAGAUCUUCCACUGGAUCGAUAUUGCCAAGACCUCAAAGAAGAGAUUCACUAUAUUAUUGAAAGGCUGCCGGAAGGUGGGGAAGGCAGUCACGGCUACGACGACGGAGAAGGCGAUGAUUAA
Laccaria bicolor S238N-H82 is the source of this 1233-nucleotide messenger RNA. RefSeq lists its product as uncharacterized. The record is from RefSeq and is a predicted model, not a curated record. The coding region runs from base 1 to 1233 and encodes 410 amino acids. Gene Ontology annotation, molecular function: chloride channel activity. Lineage: Eukaryota; Fungi; Basidiomycota; Agaricomycetes; Agaricales; Hydnangiaceae. The transcript is spliced from 12 exons.